CUCAUAGGUACGCUGUCACGCACGCAAGAUGCAUGCCUCCUUGCAGCACGACUCGGCAUGUAAACAACAUGGCGGCUUCCAGUUCGGCGAUCGCGGAGACUUGGACUCUAGGGUGAAAGUAUCUGCUCCAAAUGACGCGAUUGGACUCAACAUGAUCGAAGUGUGCUCCCUUAAGCGCAUAAUAUUCCUCACUGUCUUUCUUAUAGGCGCCUGCCUGAUGAUCUUGACGCUGGAAAGCAUCCUCUCAGACCACGACAGUGAUCGAAACGGUUCAAAUUCUUCAGAGGGUUGCUGGGAGAGGGAAGAGUACGUCGUCAAGCAGAAGUGCAUGCCUUGCACCGAAUUCGAGAGGGCAAGCAAGCACCUCCCAAUAUGCAUUCAGUCCAAGUACAAAGAACUAGUCACCUGCAGGAACUCGGGAGACGUCUAUCGAAGGUGUGACAACGAGAAAGAAGGGCAGCACUUCUGGAUCUUUGAAGGCAGCAUGCUCGUCACGGGUCUCCUGAGCUCACUCUCGGUCGUGCUUCGACAGAAGCACCUUGACCGAAAGAUGAUAGAGCGCAUACAGCAGCAGGUAGCUGCAGGAGUAUGACCCUGCAUGCCCCCACCCUCACCUCUAUUUCUAGAACAAUCUCACCCACCUGGUUCAUGGCUAUUUAUAGGAAUAAAGCUUGGUAAACAUGUCUCCUAA
Messenger RNA from Dermacentor andersoni, 691 nucleotides. RefSeq names its product jumping translocation breakpoint protein JTBR (gene JTBR). Lineage: Eukaryota; Metazoa; Arthropoda; Arachnida; Ixodida; Ixodidae. Gene Ontology annotation, cellular component: centrosome; cytoplasm; spindle. The record is from RefSeq and is a predicted model, not a curated record. Gene Ontology annotation, biological process: mitotic cytokinesis.